CAAUUACCAAAUCAAAACCUUGUACAUUAGAUUUUUUCCCCACGCCAUACGACACCGUUUCGACCCCGAAGGCAGCCCGCCAUAACUCACAUAACUCACUGGUCCUUGCCGCCAAUAUCAUAUUCCGACCUGACGGCCGCAACUUCCCUCUUCAACUCUCUCCAUUUAUCAAAACCCCAUUUUUUUCACAAAUCGAUCUCUAAAAGAAAGUCGGCAACUUUUGAAUGUUUGAUUUUAUACACAGAGAAACACGAAUACGAGAUGCAAAUCAAAGUGAAGUGCAGCUGCGGAGAGGACAGGUGUCCCGAAUGGGCAGUCGUGGAGGUUCAGGGGGUCGUUGAAGCCCAGCCCUCAUUUCAGGAUCGCCUUCAAAACCUUGAGAUCGGCCUUCUCUGCCGUCCUUCUUCUCAGGAAAGUUAUACAUUUACUGUGGGGUACCAUGAGCUGACAGGGACAAAAGUGAGUCUGAAGAAGCCGAUUUUGGUGUUGAAGAGGAUUAAGCUUGAUGAUGAAGUAAAGGAGGGCGAAGGCAGUUCAAAUUCUAAGAGGGUUGAAUUGGAUGUGAUUGGAGUGAUUCGCCACAAAAUCCUAUUCAAGACGAGGCCCAGAGCUCUUAUAUCCACUAAGGGACCUCAACAAUCUGGGAAGGAAAGAAUCACGACACCAAGUUCGAUGGAGUUGAACUAAAAUAUGAUCAAGCUAUGUUAAUGAUGAUAAACCUGCUUGUGUUGAAUUGUGUGGAUGCUAUAUAAGUUAAAGGCAGCUUUGAUCACCACAAACGAAUUACUGAGUCGUGCUGAUUGUGUUGAUUUUUUGCAGCAAGUCUUUUGUUUAAACAUUGAAAUCGUGCUGAGUACUGGGUUUAUAUUGGCUUGAAUAACUGCAGUUAUUUAUUCAUAAACGGCAUAAAAAGAUGAAUCAUUCGGGAGUGGCUCCUCUUCAGAUAAGUACAGAA
This is a messenger RNA of Striga asiatica, 955 nucleotides long. Lineage: Eukaryota; Viridiplantae; Streptophyta; Magnoliopsida; Lamiales; Orobanchaceae. The record is from the annotation of a GenBank genome assembly.